GGGCUGAGCCCUUUGGCAUGGUCAGGCCUAGAUUUGGGUUUAUAACAGGGCCUUAUGGAAGAUGUUUCGCUCAAUGAACACGUUCAUCCACUGCUUCCUACUUCUCCUCCCUUCUCCUUUUCAGGAGUUAUGUCCCGUGUUUAGGAGUGAGGGAAAAUGGUUUGGAUGUCUGUGUGGAAAGAAGAAAAGUUCUCUGUGCAGUGCUGGGCAAGUGGAUAACAUUGCAGGUGGAUCAGAAGCUAAGUGUAGGCCUCAGGCUGGGCCAUUGUCCGUUCCCUUCAGGGUUUGGCAUUGGGCGGCUGGGCACCUCUGCUCUCCAUAUUUGCUGCAGAUGUGCCAGAAAAUUUCAGGUUUUCCAAAGCGUUUUGACCAAAUGAACAUGGUAGAGCAGCCAGAGAACUCUUCCGGGCCUGAGGUGGGAUUUCCACCCUCUGAUCCCAGACUAGACUCCAUAGAAGGUAGAGAGGAGCUGAAGACUGCCCGUGAGGUAAAGGAAGAUGGAGUUGAUGGUUCUUUGGAGGCCUUGUGCAAAGAGCAAGAGUUUGUUGUGGGAAUAAAUUAUCCUACGGAAUUGGAAGAUGACCCGGAUGUCCUGCUGGGACCUGAAUUGUGUUCAGAAAUAGAUAUAGGUUUGGGAUAUGAAGACUUUACUGUUUAUGAACCUGUAACAGAACCCUCCUUAGUAGCAGGGGAAUGUCAGACUGAUGAGGAACUGACCAGUUUUUAUGGUUAUUUGGAUGAUUCAGUGGCUUCCACUAUGGUGGACUUUAGUUCAUCCACAGAAACAGACCUGUGGUUCCCAAUAGAAACCUGCGGUGACCUAUGUGGGCCCGUAGAGUGGCUCAAUAUAGGUCCUGCUGCAGGAUGCCCCCUUGAGGUUGAUCUGGGCAUUACCUCUUUUCCAGGGAUUGAGUGCUAUGGAAUUGGAGAUCAUUUAGGUCAGGUUAUAAUCACUACUGGGCCAUCGGAUGAGGUUUACCAUCAAAGCAGACACAUAGAAGGUGGAAGCAGCAGUGAUGAGGACUUCAGGAUUGACAAGGCUAGUGGAGCUGCCACAAGUGGAGGAGAGAAUGAUGGUGAUGAACUUGACCAAGACUGGAAGCCUCCAGACUCGGAGCUCAUCCAGAAACUUGUUGUCCAGAUUGAGUACUACCUCUCUGACGAGAACCUGGAGAAAGACGCUUUUCUGCUGAAACAUGUCAGAAGAAACAAAAUGGGAUUCGUCAGUGUUAAAUUGCUUACCUCGUUCAAAAAGGUUAAACAUCUCACUCGGGAUUGGCGGACAACUGCAUACGCUCUAAGAUAUUCAGACGUACUUGAACUAAAUGAAGAUAACCGGAAAGUCAGGAGAAAAACUCCUGUCCCUGUUUUUCCCAGUGAAAACCUCCCCAGCAAGAUGCUUUUGGUUUAUGACCUCCACUGUAUCCCAGAACUACAUUGUUUGGAUAAUGAGCAAGAGAAUGGGGGUAUGCAAGAAAAGAUAAUGGAGCAGCUCUUGAAGAGCUUUGGAGCUUUUGGUAGCAUCUCCUCCAUACGUAUCCUGAAACCAGGCAGAGAUCUUCCAUCCGAUGUCAAAAGAUUCAGCAGCCGAUAUGCUCAGGUUGGAACCAUGGAUUGUGCGAUUGUAGAAUUUGAAGAGGUUGAAGCUGCAAUUAAGGCCCAUGAAACCUUAAAUUCUGAAAGUGAAACGGAAGAAAUUAUAAAGGUGGUUCUAAUAGGCAUGAAGCCACCGAAGAAAAAAAUUCAGAAAGACCGGAGCAAGGAUGACGACGCAAAGAAUCUGCGCAAAAAUAAGUCUCUCAAUAAAAGAGUCGAGGAGCUUCAGUAUGUCGGGGAUGAGGCCAUUGUCUAUAGUUCAUCUGAGCCCGAUAGUAAUCCAAACUCCCCAAUGAUAGGUCGAAAGAUUCCGUCUACCAAUAAGCUGAGCCCCUCUGCUUAUCCAAAUAACCACCUGAGUCCAAAUGCCUCGCCAAGAAAUAGCCCCUGGAGUAGCCCUUGUGGGCAACGUAAAGGGGUCAAGCAUUCGCCCCUGGCUGAAAGCAUGAGCCCAGAGACUUCCCGAAGAUCUACGGAGUAUUCUUCAGACAGCAGCAUCACUCCAUCCAGCAGUCCUUGGGUCCAACGGAGAAGACAAGCUCAAACGGUCACACAGGAAAAAAGCCCAGCAUGCAGUCCAAUGUUGGGAAGGAAGAUACAGAAUGCAGAUGGACUCCCCCCUGGAGUCCUGAGACUUCCAAGAGGUCCUGAUGGUACAAAGGGGUUCCAUAAUGGGAUUGAAAGGAAUAAGCUUGUGCAGGAAUCAUGAAUGCCAUGUAACCUUAUUAGACUGGCAGUGCCACCAUUAAGCACCAGCCAUCCUGUUAUUAUUUCCCUGCAGACAAUGGGGAGCCUCUAGUAGCCAAAGGCUGGACAUUGCUUCUACCUGAAAAGAGAUAGGUUUGCAGAAAGACUGAUACCAAGUCUGUAUUUAUUUUUUAUCGGAUUUUCAUUUGUAAACCUAAUUUGUACAGUGACGGCAGUUACUCUGCUUUCUAUUUUUAUUUGUCUUUUUUAGUUUUUGUUAAGCACUUUUAAUUUCUAUUUUCACUGGGUAACCGAAGCAAUUGCUGUGCAUACUAUGCGUGUCUAUAUAAGGUCAUGAAAGCAACAGGUUGCAUUCUCUCAAAAGCCUAUUGGUCACUAGGACUAAGUUUAUCCAAUAGGAUCUUCUAAAACUUUCUGCAAUGUUCAUCUUACACUUCCAAAGACAGAUGUGUAUAAAGAAUGUAAAUUUUCUGUGAUGUGAAUUAAAUGAACUUCCAUAAGCAUUGAA
Messenger RNA from Rana temporaria (common frog), 2812 nucleotides. RefSeq names its product La ribonucleoprotein 6, translational regulator (gene LARP6). NCBI's taxonomy places the organism in Eukaryota, Metazoa, Chordata, Amphibia, Anura, Ranidae. The transcript is spliced from 3 exons. Gene Ontology annotation, molecular function: mRNA binding. The record is from RefSeq and is a predicted model, not a curated record. Bases 62 to 2305 code for a protein of 747 amino acids. Gene Ontology annotation, cellular component: nucleus. Gene Ontology annotation, biological process: RNA processing.